UUUUGCAGUGACUUGCAGAUCGACAGGCCAGCCUGCUGUCAUUGCAUUCCAAUAGGGUUUGCAUACAGCAGUUUUAUUAGAUAAUGAAUAAAUAAACAAACAAAAAGAAGAAAAACAAAAUGAAAUUGUCCGCGGCGACCUUCUAUGCCUUGCUGGCCGGCUUGUUUGCAAUAGCGAUUCGCGACGUGCUUUUUGGAUACGAGGAGAACGGGUGUAGCAUGACCUACAUGUUCGAGUAUCCCGAAUACCAGAGAAUAAGACUGCCGAAGAGGCUGCAGCGACAGUACCCGAGCUACGGGCUGUACCUCUAUGGAGAAGGGAUCUACGCUGAGGAGAACAAGAAGCUGAAGCUGACUGGGAUCCCCGUCCUCUUUCUGCCUGGGAACGCUGGCAGCUACAAGCAGGCCCGGUCCCUCGGUUCUGUAGCUCUCCGGAAAGCAGAGAACAUGGACAGCCGCUUCCACCUGAAUGUCUUCACCGUGAACUUCAAUGAGGAGCUGGUGGCCUUGUACGGGGGCAGCCUGCAGAGACAGACCAAGUUCAUCCACGAGUGCAUCAGAGCCAUCCUCAAACUGUACAAGGAUCAGGCUGCGCCCCCUAGCAGUGUGGCGGUGGUAGGACACUCCAUGGGCGGGAUCGUGGCGCGGGCCCUCUUCACGCUGCCCAAGUUCAACCACAGACUCAUCAGCCUCAUUAUCACCCAGGCCACACCUCACCAGGGACCCGUGCUGCCCCUGGACAGCGACCUCCUUGAUUUCUACGCGACAGUGAACCAGCACUGGUCUGAGCGUGCUCAGGAGCUGCGUAAUGUGACGGUGCUGUCGGUGGGAGGGGGGUUCCGUGACUAUCAGGUGCGCUCCGGACUCACCGCCCUGCCCUGCCCCUCGGACGACCCCAACAAGCUCUCCCUCGUGAGUACAGCUGUGCCAAGGACUUGGGUCUCCACAGAUCACCUCUCCAUUGUUUGGUGUAAGGAGCUGGUGCUGGCUACUGUCCGAACCUUCUUCGACCUUGUGGAUCCUGAUACCAAGCAGAUAACAGAGGACCCAGAGAAGAGAAUGGCUGUGAUCCGGCAUCAUUUUGUCAGACACCCUGUGAAAAUCUAUGAUGACACGGAGGACAAUGUCAUCACAUUCUCAGUGCCAUUAGAGGUAUGGACUAAGGUCCUGGCUCCCAGGCUGUCUUACACAAGCCCCAAGGAACCCAGAACAAAAUAUUGUAUGUUUCCUCUUUCAAGUCACAGAAAAUCCUACAGCCAUUUCCACUGUCAGAGCAGCAAUCUGGAGAUGAGCAGCUGGCUGUUCGGCUGCACACAGAGUAAUGGGCCGGCAUGCCUGCAAGCGGUAGAUCUGUCUUGGAAGACUGAAUUACUCCCAGCCUUUAAGGUUUUGACUCUGAAACUGGACGAUUAUCCUUCCUUCUCCCACAUUGUUGUCAGUGCCUCAAACACAAACGCCAAACAGUUCAGUAUAGACUGUGAGUUUUUCAAUGAAGACUCUCGGAUCGUCUCCACUCCAGUGACUCACGUCCUGUCUUUCGGUGUGACUGUGAGUGAGGUGGUGCUGCACCCAACAGGCCUCAUCCACAAUAUUCAGCUACAGGACUUUCACCAGAUCUAUCAGGCUUUUACAGUCCGAAUUGAGAGCCACUGCCAGACACCGCAAGAAGGAAAGCACAGCGUUUACAGACUCAGAGUGCCGUGGUUUCGUGAGGAUUCAUUCACAACAGCAAGGUACAGCAGUGGUUCGUCUGUGACUCAAAUCUCUGCCAGGCUGCACUCCCGCCGGCCAGACAACACCUCCACCGCCAGCCUGCAGCUCCACACCAGCCCUGGCUGCCGGUACACGGUUACCAUACGGACAUCUGUUUUUCAAGUGCUCGGACAGAUACUUCGGUUCCACGGCUCCUGCCUGCCUGUCUACAUCGCUGUCAGUAUCCUCCUGGCGUACGAGGGCCAGCUCCACUCCCUGCUCACCACAGGUCACACUGUGGAGCUAGGGAAGGCUCUGAGUGCCUCUGCUAAACCAUACAGAGUGAUGCCGGUCAUCAACAUCCUCCUGUAUCUCCUGAGUGUGGGCUGGCUCCAGGCAGGCUGGUCCGCCCUGUCCCUGCCUCCACUGGACGUGCCCCCCCUGAGUGAGGAGGGGGGCGACUGGUCCCCGCUGGUGUCUCUGCUGCUCUUCAUGUUCGGCUCUGCCAUCGCAUACUGGGGCAGCGCUCUGUUGGGCCUGUCACUGAGCCUGCUGUCCAUCCCACUGUCAGCCAUCCACAGACCGUCCACUUCUCCGAGCAGUGGCAGGCUGGGCUCACGCGGCCAGAUCAGUCUGAUGGUCUUCCUGGUGGUCAUCUGCUGGACAACCUGUGGAGCCCUGGCCCUGAUAAUCACCUACCUCAUCUACCUGUACAAGGUUUUGAGGCUGCAGAUGUCAGAGAGAAUACUGAAACAUGUGCUCAACCUGGCCCCAAGGCAGUCUUCGGGCAGAGCUGCAGGUCCUGGGGUCUGUGUGAAGGAAGGAGGUGGAGAGGCGGUGGAGGCCCUAGGGCCCGAGGGGUCGGCGGUCAGCUGUAACGGCAGUGACCUGGUCUCCGUCUCCGUGUUGGAGGACACCAGCGAGGACCUGUACCUGCACCUGACCCUGCUGACCCUGCUGACCCUGCCUGUGCUGCUGAGCGCACCCUCCUUCAUCUACUGGACGAAGAACCUCAGGUACAGCCUGCACCUCGACCCUGACCCCUGCUGGCCUGUGGCCAUCGUCCUGGUCAUCUCUGCAGUGCUGCUUAUGAGCUCCAGCACAGCUUCAAUACGAACCAGUAAACUGUUGAAGACCAGUGCCAGGCUGCAGUUUCCUGUGUCUAUCGCCAUGGUGGCGUUCGCUCUGCUGCACCUCUACAGAGUGGCUCACUUCAUUGCCCUCACCCUGAGUCUGCACGCACUCAGCUGCUUGAUAUAGCUCCUUAAAAAAAAAAAACAGGCCAUUGUUGCGUGUGCAGCCUGUCUCCGAGGAGCCCGUCCAGGUCCACAGGGCAAAUGCUCCAGCACUACCCAUUUCACAUUUACAAUGAUGUGCAGAGAAACGUAUCUGCUCAUGCCUUUAUCAGUGGAAUAUUUUGGUGAGUUUUAGAAGUUAGGCAUGAAAUAACUACAAGAACGAGAAGAAACAGAAUAUCUCUGACUCAUGGCUGGCUUAACCGUCUACAAGGAACUACACAACAGUGAUGAAGGCAUUAGCCAAAACGUUUGUCUGAUUGAGUUUCUUAUUGCUUUGCUUACGUUUCCAUCUACUCCACAUGCACAUGCUCAAAUCUGCUCAUGGUUGGGUUCACUUGGGGGAAGAUGGGGUUCAGUGUCUCAGAAGGUGUUUGAACACUGCAGCCCAUUGCUCUAUCCACUGAGCUGCCUUCCACACAGCAGCCCAGUGCUGUAACUAUCCAGUCCAACUGCAGUACCUUCCACGCUCCGGUUCAGCACUCUAACCACUGAUGAAGCUGCCUACAAAAUCCCCUCCCCACCCCCGCCAAAAAAAACUAUAAAAUGAAGCGUACUUUGUUUGAAUGUGUGGUGCUUCACUCGGUCCACUUGCAGCCUUGUGUUAGAUUUGUUGAGUGAGACUGAACUCCAUCGAGAGCACUUAGUGGGAUCAUUUGUAUUCCAUUAUUUUUGCAAGCCAUAAGUAGAAUAAAAAACUGUGAUUCUCUGGAUGUAAAAAUAAAACAAAACCUCUUGAAUAGAUACAGUUCAUACGCCGCUCUCAAAGAAACAAGAGUGUUGCACAGACUUUUACAUUUCCUAAUGUUACAGCUCAGCUCUUUGGACACAAUACGGUUGUGAGAGGAUUGUUUUGUAUGUUGUACCUCCUCAAAUGUAUGAAGAGUCGUUGAAUGUCUUUGUGAACAGACGGAUCAUGUACAGUGCAUUGUGAUCCUCAUUUUGCCUUACACUGUGUGUCAAACGCAACAAAAAUUAGAAAAAGGUCUUAACCCUUUAGGGUACAAGGGACAUACGUGUCCCACAAAUAAAACCAUGCAAACAUUCUUAUGUUUGCAAUGAGGUGCACAAAAUGGUUUAAAAUGUACUGACAGGUUGUUGGAUCAGUCAGUUUCCUCGUGAUAGCUGAGUCACUCUCAAAUGCAUUUUAAGAAGAAAACCGUUUUAAUAACCACUCAAUUCUUUGUGUAUCUUAAUGGUUCAUAAAUUAGAUUCUUCUAUUGAGCCUAGUAACAAAUAUGCCAAAUUAAAAAAGGGGAUUGUCUUGGGAAUUACCUCCUUACUAAUGUUUUGUGAUAUUCCAUCAUUACAUUAUAAGUACGUUUUCAGAUCACUAGAUCUAGGAUUAGAAUUAUUUUUGUAGUUGUUUUGUAUUUUUACUAUAUAUAAAAAAAAAAAAAACUUGUACAGGGAAACUUUGCAGAGUGAUGCUGUUCCUUUUCAAUGUGCUGUUUGCUCUGGUAGUCACUGAGUUUAAGACUGUAUUGGGGGUUGCAGAUUGUGAUCAGAGUCAUGCGAACACUGGAACAUGUUAGAAAAGUGAGCAAUUCACUAGAAUGUAUCUGAAACACUCAACCAAUACAGGUGGAAUUUUAUUCUGCCGUUUUUUUUAAAAUAAACUUUUUCAUUUCUUGCUACUAAAAGACAAUUUUGCAAAUACCCAGGACUGCAAAAUCCUCCAGGUAAUAUGGCUUUUAUUUUGUUCUUGGUGUCUAGUUGUUCAUACCGAUACUGUAGAUCGCUAGUGUAAAUGUGACGUGUUUACUGCACAAUCUAGUAAUAGGGCACUCUGAUUGAAUGUGACGUGUGUGUAACCUUUAAGGGCUGAGAGUUCACGGCCGUACAGUAUAUGCAAGAACACCACCUUCUGAGGAGAGAGGCUGGUAACGCUCAAUCACAGAUUAUACACAGUGCUCCAUUGCUGUAAUGCAACUUGCAGUAGUGCAGGCACUUGCACAUGCAGCGAAGUGUAACAGCCGUGGCUCCCAACGACUGCAUUGCAAUAAGGAAGCACUGUAAAAUGUUUUGAACGAACCCUGAGACGGCUGACAAUCGUGUUGGAUUAUCCACUAUUGAGUGUAAUCCAAUUCAGCCCCCCCCCCCCCCCCCCCCCAUAUGGUCUGCUGUUUAAAGGGUGGGGUAUAGGACCUAGAGAUUGUCUUACUCAGCAGCUCGGCCCCGAUUUUACACGUCAUCUACUUACUGCCUCUGUAGAAGCCUAGUGGGUCUUCACUGUGAUUCAGACUAACAUCAACAAUGUUUUAUAAAAAAACAAGAAGUCAGUGCCUUUUGCAGAAAUGCCACGUAUUCCUUUCCUAAAGAAUUCCUCCUCCGGUAGCCAUGUGUGCAUUGUAACACAGAGCUAAUGACAGCGCUGGAGAGCUGAGAGUGGAGUGUUUAGACUAGUGCUCAUUAUUAUUAAAGUGCAGGGUAUUAUCCUUUAAUGUUAUCAGAACUGGAGGUGGGUUUUCUUUUUUCUCAAUCAAAAGACUGGCAUUUCUGCUUUCUACUCUGCCGCUAGGCUCCUACUAACGCCCUGCUGUAACUGACAUGUACUCUGUAUCUCUGUAAACUGUGAGCUGGUGUUGGAAUGCAAUUAUAUGUACUUAACUGAAAAUUGGUUAUUUCAUUGUUUUUUACAAUGGAUCAUGUCAUGUAAUAGUGUGUAGUACAGUGUAUAUGCUUUAAAUCAUCCAUCCAGUACUAACAAGAAAAACAGUGACAUGUGUAUAAUGUAGAUCUGUAUUAUUUGACUUGGUGGUGCACUAUGUAACGUAUCGAGUAUAAAGUGAACAGUUUCUUUUUAUCUGAUGUACUUCAGUGGUUUUUGGGGGGUUUAAGUGUGUGUAAUACUCAGGUGCAGCACUCGGAGGAUGCUGCAGAUGAGAUUUGUGUUUUUUCUUGUUUUCUUUUUCAUUCCCGCUGUGCAGUUUCUGUGCAGUUACGUGUUGAUCAUUUGAAUAAUUAAAACAAUUUACCUGGA
This is a messenger RNA of Acipenser ruthenus (sterlet), 5969 nucleotides long. It is a transcript of the gene pgap1, whose product is annotated as post-GPI attachment to proteins inositol deacylase 1. Gene Ontology annotation, cellular component: endoplasmic reticulum. The record is from RefSeq and is a predicted model, not a curated record. Gene Ontology annotation, biological process: GPI anchor metabolic process; endoplasmic reticulum to Golgi vesicle-mediated transport. The transcript is spliced from 27 exons. NCBI's taxonomy places the organism in Eukaryota, Metazoa, Chordata, Actinopteri, Acipenseriformes, Acipenseridae. Bases 120 to 2951 code for a protein of 943 amino acids. Gene Ontology annotation, molecular function: phosphatidylinositol deacylase activity.